GCUGAAGCAAAAAUCUGCGGAUGGCAUCGAGGAGUUGAGUUGCAGGGAGACGAUGAGAAACUUCAUCGUCCGAGUCUGCUUAGGUUGGUUGGCAGCAGCGAUUCUGGUGAAUGGUCAGCCAGUACGAAGUCGACGAAGGAUACAUCGACACGGGAAGAAACGUCCGAAUCGCUGACAGGUACUUCGAGGAUUCGACACAGGUACGUACGUGGUUCACCGUUCGAAGCUUUCCCGACGGAACUCGCAACUGCUACACCAUUCCCCGGUUGAAGGAAGGGGACAGGUAUCUCGUAAGGGCCUCCUUCGUUCACGGCAACUACGACGGCCAAGCCUUUGGGAACUCCGUCGCCCCACCACUGCUAUUCGAUCUCUAUGUCGGUGUCAACCUCUGGCGACGCAUAAACAUCACCAAGGCGUCCACACUUUACGAGGCCGAGAUUAUUACUCUCGCCCCGUCCGACUCCCUGUCGAUAUGCCUGGCCAACAUUGGUUCGGGAACGCCGUUCAUAUCUUUGCUGGAGUUGAGGCAUAUCGACAACCACCUGGCGUACCAGGACGCGAAUCAAUCCGCUGCACUACUCUUCUACAGUCGCUACAACUUGGGAUCCCUCACCAACGACACCCUCAGGUGAGAGCAGAUGGGGAACCCGAUAGUGAUAACAUCAGUCCUGCAUAUCUACUGGCAACUCAUGUCCAUUUCAUCCAUCGGCUGGCGUACCCAGGUUUAAAAGGUUAUUUUAAUCUGACAAGGGUGGUCGGUUCCACCCUUCCCCCCAUCCUCAAUGCUGCUGAGGUUUACAUUCCUAUUAAUCUUUCAGCUGUGGCAACAGAUCCAGCCGAUGGUAUGCUAUCCCACCACUACUUUGGACAUCCAUCGCUCUAGUCCGGCCAAUAACUUGUAUCAUCUGCUUCUUCUUUUUUUCCCCUCAAGAUGAACUGUGUUUUUCUUAUUAAUUACCUGCACACUUUUGAAGACUAACAUGCAAUGUGACCAUUCAUGCUUUCCCCCCCUUUGAUCCAUUUUCUGAAGGAAAAAAGUGUAGUAUGUUAUUGGCAGUGCAUUAUCCAUUUCACUGGUGUCUUACCUGAACGUAUACAAUAAGUUGUUUGCUUAUUUAGCUGAUUGCUGAUUUGAAGUUUACAUAUUAAGUUGAAGAUGAAUAUAUUGUCUCUUUCCUUUAUUUUGUUGUAGCAUAGGUAAAAUGAAGCAUAUUUUCUGCCACCUUUGUUAAAAUAAUCAGUCUACUGGAACUUACGUAGGGAUUCAUUUGGUCAACUUGGAGUGUACAAUAAUUCCAAAGACUUGCUUAUUGCAAUGAAAUGUUUGAGAUAUUAUGCAUAACUGUCAAUCAUAUGUUCAGAGGAUGUGCAUACUUUUCGGGAAAAUAUGUUAAUUAUUCUUUUUGAGUCCAAGCACUUGAACCAUGCAUUAUCAGAAAUUAUAAUUUAUAUUCAUCUGCGCUUUUACUUCUCGUGGUGAUUUGACAUGUAUGAGAUGAUAAGCAAAAGUUAGAUUGACAAGAAUAUAAAUGACUGAUAUUGACAAUAUAUAAAAUGACUGGGUUACCAUACAACAAGUGAUGUAUCUAAUGGUUUUGAUGUGCUUGUAUAUAUCAUUUCAAGAUAAUUAUUCAUAAGCUAGGUCAAGCACAAUUUGGAUAUUAAUAUCAAUAGUAAGAUCAUACAAACAUCAGGAUUUUCAGUGAUCAAAGUUCUAUCGUUUAAACCAAAUCAUAUAAGGUGUGGCUAGGUGUGCUCAUGCAUGUGAAACGCUUUUUCCGGGCAGAGUUGUGUCAAAAUGCUUCAUGGAGCCCAUUUACUACUUUGAAAUGAAUAUUAAAUUUUUUUCGGAGGGGGCUAUAAUAAUCAUCUACAUGGCAUGGAUCCAAUUACAUGCCAACCUUGGAUUUUUUUCACAAUAGCUUGAAUUCAGUAUGGUGGACCAUGGUUGAUCUGUACCGAAGCUAUCUCUUUCCUGAAGUAAAUAAGAAUUUCUCUUUGCAUAGCAUAUCAGAUAUUGGCUUAACCA
Musa acuminata AAA Group (dessert banana) is the source of this 2029-nucleotide messenger RNA. RefSeq names its product probable LRR receptor-like serine/threonine-protein kinase At4g29180. The transcript is spliced from 3 exons. NCBI's taxonomy places the organism in Eukaryota, Viridiplantae, Streptophyta, Magnoliopsida, Zingiberales, Musaceae. The record is from RefSeq and is a predicted model, not a curated record. The coding region runs from base 111 to 632 and encodes 173 amino acids.